UCUUUCUACGCCGCCGCAUCAUCACACGUGCCAUGAUGUACCCUCCCAAUACGCCGAAGCCAUCCAUGGCGUACGUUGCGGAGCAGCGCAAAGCGAACCAGCCGCCGCUGCAGGACCUGUAUGAAGACAUCCGCUCGCACGCCCCCUUCUGGAUGCUCCAGUCGAAGCUCAGCAUAAGCGUGCCGGACAAAAACAAGAACAAGGACGGCCCGUUUACGUUGGACAACUCGUACUACGAGCGUCCCGACACGUGCUUGGGCAAGUGCCAAGACAAGAUUUGUGGCCCGCUAAAGUACCAGUACAACAAGGUCGACUUCGUCCCCGUGCUCAAGCAGGUGGACCAGGCAAACGGCGGAAGCCCUCUGUCGCCUAACGCGCCCGCGUCGGGCGACACUAAGUACCUUGCGAUGGGCUCCGUCUUCGAGAACGGGUGCAAGUACUGGCUUGACGACCGAUUCUUCCUCGUCGAGGUGGGAAACCCGUACGAGAUCGGGGGCGUGCCCUUCGCGGGCGAGAUCGGCUCGUACAUCCUCUCAUUCUCGGGGACAGAGGGCCCGGAUGGACUCAUCGGGCAAGUUCUUUGCCAAGACGGCAUCUGCGGUGCCCCGGGCUGCUGCCCCUGCUUUGGGUACGACAAAUGGACGGCCGACAAACUGAAGGUCACGGACAAGGCGAACGACGAACACACGUACUGCGUCUACACGCACGAGCUCGAGGCGAACGACAAGAUGUUUGCCAGCACCGACACGAUGAAGGGCCUGACAGAGGCGCUCGAGGAGUGCCACUUCAAGGACGGCGACAAGAAGAUCACGAUCGUGGGGUGGAGCCUC
Messenger RNA from Emiliania huxleyi CCMP1516, 830 nucleotides. RefSeq lists its product as hypothetical. The record is from RefSeq and is a predicted model, not a curated record. The annotation marks the transcript as partial. The transcript is spliced from 5 exons. Lineage: Eukaryota; Haptophyta; Isochrysidales; Noelaerhabdaceae.